Molecule: messenger RNA, 1711 nt
Organism: Sorghum bicolor (sorghum)
Lineage: Eukaryota; Viridiplantae; Streptophyta; Magnoliopsida; Poales; Poaceae
Product: serine carboxypeptidase-like 45
Exons: 8
Coding region: 19-1446 (475 amino acids)
Biological process (GO): proteolysis
Cellular component (GO): vacuole
Molecular function (GO): serine-type carboxypeptidase activity
Source: RefSeq, a predicted model, not a curated record
CCACAACCGAGCCGAACCAUGCAGGGGCGCAGUAGGGACGCCGCCACCGUUGCGGCAGCGGUGGUGUGCGCAGCUGUGCUGCUGCUCGGCGACGCCUGCUGGGCCGUCUCGGCGCAGGCGGCGGCGGCGGAGGACAAGAUAAGCGCCCUGCCGGGGCAGCCGCCGGUGGGCUUCGCACAGUACUCCGGUUACAUCCCGGUGGACGCCGCGGGGAAGCGCUCGCUCUUCUACUACUUCGCCGAGGCGGAGGCGGAUCCGGCGGCCAAGCCGCUCGUGCUCUGGCUCAAUGGAGGGCCUGGCUGUUCAUCUGUGGGAGUGGGGGCCUUCUCAGAGAAUGGGCCGUUCAGGCCUAGUGGCAAUGCGCUAACAAGGAAUGAGUAUAGCUGGAACAAAGAGGCCAAUAUGCUGUAUUUGGAGAGCCCUGCAGGGGUUGGCUUCUCCUACUCCACUGAUCCUGCCUUCUAUGAGGGUGUUGGUGACAGCAUGACAGCCAGAGACAAUUUGAAGUUCUUGCAAGGCUGGUUUGCCAAGUUCCCGCAGUACAAGGGCAGAGACCUGUAUAUUACAGGGGAGAGCUACGCUGGCCACUAUGUUCCACAAUUAGCCCAGCGCAUGGUUGAGUUCAACAAGAAGGAGAAGCUAUUCAAUCUGAAAGGCAUUGCUCUUGGCAAUCCGGUGCUGGAAUUCUCCACGGAUUUCAACUCGCGCGCCGAGUUCUUCUGGUCGCACGGCCUGAUAUCGGAUUCCACCUACAACAUCUUCACGACGGUGUGCAACUACUCGCGGUACGUGAGCGAGUACUACCAUGGUUCCCUGAGCACGGCCUGUGACAGGGUGAUGAGCCAGGUGACGAGGGAGACCAGCAGGUUCGUCGACAAGUACGACGUCACCCUGGACGUCUGCAUCUCGUCGGUGCUCAUGCAGUCCCAGAUCCUCGCCCCGCAGCAGCAAGGGAGCCGGGAGCUGGACGUGUGCGUGGAGGACGAGACGAUGAACUACCUGAACCGGAAGGACGUGCAGCAGGCCAUGCACGCGCGCCUCACCGACGGCGUGCAGAGGUGGACGGUCUGCAGCAGCGUUCUGGAGUACAAGCAGCUGGACCUGCAGAUCCCGACCGUGAACAUCGUGGGCGCGCUGGUGAAGUCGGGCAUCCCGGUGCUGGUGUACAGCGGCGACCAGGACUCGGUGAUCCCGCUGACGGGCAGCAGGACGCUGGUGAGCCGGCUGGCGGGCAGGCUCCGCCUCAACACCACGGCGGCGCCGUACCGGGCCUGGUUCCAGGGGAAGCAGGUGGGCGGGUGGACGCAGGUGUUCGGCGGCGGCGCGCUGUCCUUCGCCACGGUGCGCGGCGCCUCCCACGAGGCGCCCUUCUCGCAGCCCGAGCGCUCGCUCGGCCUCUUCAGGGCCUUCCUCGCCGGACAGCAGCUGCCGGAAUCGUUCCAGUGAUGAUGCAAGUUGGAGGAAGGGCCGGGGGAGCCACCAGCCACGCUUCCUCGUCUACUCCUCCUGAGUCCUGUCCUUCGAAUUCCUAGCUAUAUAUGUUGUGAGCGCGCAGUGCAGUGCAGGUAACGCAGGUUGCGUUGCGUGUGUCGUGGGGUCCGGCCGCUCUUGAGACUGGCAAAAACCCCAAUUGGGUUCUUCUCCAAGUGUAAUCAGGAUAAUAAUAUCAUUGAAAGGGGAUGAGAAUGUAUUGCCAGAUAUGUUGUCGAGA